AUGAAAUUCUUCGCUGUUCUCGCUCUCUGCAUCGUCGGUGCCAUCGCUUCACCAUUGUCUGCUGACCAAGCUGCUCUUGUUAAGUCAACAUGGGCUCAAGUUAGAAAUAGCGAAGUUGAAAUCCUUGCUGCUGUCUUCACUGCUUACCCAGACAUUCAAGCCCGUUUCCCACAAUUCGCUGGAAAGGACGUCGCUUCAAUCAAGGAUACUGGUGCAUUCGCCACACACGCUGGAAGAAUCGUCGGAUUCGUCUCAGAAAUCAUUGCCCUCAUCGGAAACGAAUCAAAUGCCCCAGCAGUCCAAACUUUAGUCGGACAACUCGCAGCUAGCCACAAGGCACGUGGAAUCUCACAAGCUCAAUUCAAUGAAUUCCGUGCUGGACUUGUUUCAUACGUCUCAAGCAAUGUUGCAUGGAACGCUGCUGCUGAAUCAGCAUGGACUGCUGGUCUUGACAACAUCUUCGGACUCCUUUUCGCUGCUUUGUAA
This is a messenger RNA of Chironomus riparius, 486 nucleotides long. Lineage: Eukaryota; Metazoa; Arthropoda; Insecta; Diptera; Chironomidae. The record is from the annotation of a GenBank genome assembly.